Molecule: messenger RNA, 1979 nt
Organism: Ochotona curzoniae (black-lipped pika)
Lineage: Eukaryota; Metazoa; Chordata; Mammalia; Lagomorpha; Ochotonidae
Product: TBC1 domain family member 24
Exons: 8
Coding region: 88-1773 (561 amino acids)
Source: RefSeq, a predicted model, not a curated record
GCAUGUCAGGUGGGCUUCCAGAACAACCCCCGCGAGGGCGCUGCUCGGUCUAGCCGCCCCACCACCCUUCCAGGCACCCCAGGCACCAUGGACGCCCCUGGAUACAACUGCUUUGUGGACAGAGACAAGAUGGACGCUGCCAUCCCAGACCUGGGGCCCAAGGAGCUGAGCUGCUCUGAGCUGCAGGAGCUGAAGCAACUGGCACGGCAGGGCUACUGGGCGCAGAGCCAUGGCCUGAGGGCAAAGGUGUACCAGCGUCUGAUCCGAGACAUCCCCUGCCGCACGGUCACACCAGACGCCAGUGUGUACAGCGACAUCGUGGGCAAGAUCGUGGGCAAACACAGCGGCAGCAGCCUGCCCCUGCCCGAGUUCGUGGACAACACACAGGUGCCCAGCUACUGCCUGAACACACGGGGCGAGGGUGCCGUACGCAAGAUCCUCCUGUGCAUUGCCAACCAGUUCCCUGACAUCUCCUUCUGCCCCGCCCUGCCCGCCGUGGUGGCACUGCUGCUGCAUUACAGCCUGGACGAGGCCGAGUGCUUCGAGAAGACCUGCCGUAUCCUGGCCUGCAACGACCCUGGCCGGAAGCUCAUCGACCAGAGCUUCCUGGCCUUCGAGUCGUCCUGCAUGACCUUCGGGGACCUGGUGAACAAGUACUGCCAGGCGGCCCACAAGCUCAUGGUGGCCGUGUCCGAGGACGUCCUCCAGGUUUACUCGGACUGGCAGCGCUGGCUCUUCGGCGAGCUUCCCCUCAGCCACUUUGCCCGUGUUUUCGAUGUCUUCCUGGUGGAAGGCUACAAGGUGCUCUACCGUGUGGCCCUGGCCAUCCUCAAGUUCUUCCACAAGGUGAGAGCCGGACAGCCCCUUGAGUCGGACAACGUGAGGCAGGACAUCCGUGCCUUUGUCAAGGACAUCGGCCGGACUGUGUCCCCAGAGAAGCUGCUGGAGAAGGCCUUCGCCAUCCGCCUCUUCUCCCGCAAGGAGAUCCAGCUGCUGCAGAUGGCCAACGAAACAGCUCUGAAGCAGAAGGGCAUCACAGUGAAGCAGAAGAGUGUCUCGCUUUCUAGAAGGCAGUUUGUGCACCUGGCCGUGCACGCUGAGAACUUCCGCUCAGAGAUCGUCAGUGUGAAGGAGAUGAGAGACAUCUGGUCCUGGGUCCCCGAGCGUUUUGCCCUCUGCCAGCCGCUCCUGCUCUUCUCCUCCCUCCAGCACGGCUACAGCCUAGCCAGGUUUUAUUUCCAGUGUGAAGGACAUGAGCCAACCUUGCUGCUCAUCAAGACCACGCAGAAGGAGGUGUGCGGUGCCUACCUGUCCACAGACUGGAGCGAGAGGAACAAGUUUGGAGGCAAACUAGGCUUCUUUGGGACAGGAGAAUGCUUUGUGUUCAGGCUGCAGCCCGAGGUGCAGCGCUAUGAGUGGGUGGUCAUCAAGCACCCGGAACUGACCAAGCCGGCGCCCCUCACGCCCUCAGAGACCUCUGCCUCCUCCCAACUCGUCCACUCCGUCUCCUCGGACCCUGCCGACCGGCUGUCACCGUUCCUGGCUGCCCGGCACUUCAACCUGCCCUCGAAGACCGAGUCCAUGUUUAUGGCUGGCGGCAACGACUGCCUCAUUGUUGGGGGAGGGGGCGGCCAAGCUCUCUACAUCGAUGGGGACCUGAACCGGGGCCGCACAGGGCACUGUGACACCUUCAACAACCAGCCGCUGUGUGCUGAGAACUUCCUCAUCGCUGCCGUGGAGGCCUGGGGCUUCCAGGACCCUGACACCCAGUGAGCAACCACUGCAGAGCCUGAAGCUGUCAUGGGCCUCACUGUGCAGUUACACCCAGGGAACCUGUGUCACUUGGUCCCCAGCCAUCCUGCUGCAUCUCCACAGCCUGAACCAGAGGACCCUUAGAGCCUGCCACCCUCACCUAGCCCCAUGCUCCCCCAAGGGCCCUGUGGUCACUGAGCAGCCCUUGCCCACUGCAGGCCCCUCCU